CAAGGAAUGGCAUCAGAAAAUGUCUGUUCUGUGAAGGAGUUUAUCCUGCUGGGAUUGACACAGAAGCCAGAGCUCCAGAUACCUCUCUUCUUCCUCUUCUUGGGAAUCUAUGUGGUCUCCAUGGUGGGGAACCUUGGCAUGAUUGUUCUGAUUAUUUUGAACCCUCACCUGCACACACCCAUGUACUACUUUCUCUUCAACCUUUCCUUCACAGAUCUCUGUUACUCAUCUGUCAUAACUCCCAAAAUGCUGGUGAGUUUUGUGAAGCAGAACACCAUCUCCCAUGCAGAAUGCAUGACUCAGCUCUUCUUCUUUGCCUUCUUUGUUAUAGAUGAAUGUUAUAUUUUGACAGCCAUGGCCUAUGACAGAUAUGCUGCCAUCUGUAAGCCCUUGCUCUAUCAGGUCACCAUGUCCUAUCAGGUCUGCCACUUAAUGACGUUUGGUGUGUAUGUGAUGGGGUUUGUGGGUUCAAUGGCCCACAUAGUUUGCAUGCUAAAUCUGAGCUUCUGUGAUGGCAACAUCAUCAAUCACUACAUGUGUGAUAUACCUCCUCUCCUGAAGCUCUCCUGCACAAGUACCUACAUCAAUGAGCUGGUGGUUUUCAUUGUUGUGGGUGUCAAUGUAACAGUGCCCAGCCUGACUAUCUUUAUUUCUUACACCUUGAUUCUUUCCAACAUCCUUGGCAUUCGUUGGCUGGUAGGAAGAGAUCUUCCUGAGGAGGCUGUUGGUGACCUGAAAAAAGGUCUCAUUGCUGAUGCCACUUAUGAAAUUGAACUUGGAGAUAAACAGAUGGUUCCUGGCUAG
Molecule: messenger RNA, 804 nt
Organism: Alexandromys fortis (reed vole)
Lineage: Eukaryota; Metazoa; Chordata; Mammalia; Rodentia; Cricetidae
Product: olfactory receptor 147-like
Exons: 2
Coding region: 7-804 (265 amino acids)
Biological process (GO): sensory perception of smell; G protein-coupled receptor signaling pathway
Cellular component (GO): membrane
Molecular function (GO): olfactory receptor activity; G protein-coupled receptor activity; odorant binding
Source: RefSeq, a predicted model, not a curated record